Dibothriocephalus latus is the source of this 1149-nucleotide messenger RNA. The record is from the annotation of a GenBank genome assembly. Lineage: Eukaryota; Metazoa; Platyhelminthes; Cestoda; Diphyllobothriidea; Diphyllobothriidae.
AUGAUACAUGAACUUAUUGGAUUUAAAAACAAUCGGGUAGCCUUUUCCCCUGAAAAUACUCCCGAAGCUCCCACCGAAAUUACCCUGUCAAGAGAUUAUGAUGAGUUCUUUCGUAACAACCAAUACAAAAACUUUGGAGAGAUCGGUCAGUCAAUCAAGAUGUUGGUCGAAAGCUUUCAGAAUGCUACAAAAACGGUUGACGUAGGAGGUGUGAGCUCAUUAAAUGAUCUAAAGGGUCUGUUGGAGAACUAUCCCGCUUUUCGAAAAGCUUCCGGAGCCGUCGAAACUCAUGUCACACUUGUUUCCGAACUUUCUCGUCUGGUUAAGAAUAGGUCCCUAAUGGAGCUUAGCGAGAUUGAACAGGAAUUGGUUUGCCAGGAUAAUCAUUCAGUGAGCUUCUCUCGAGUCAAAUCUGUUGUCACUGAUGCGAAGUUCAGAGACGCGGACGCUCUCCGUCUGGUGCUUUUGUACGCCUUACGCUUCGAGUCACAUCGCAAGGAAAUUUCCACCUUGUCUUCCUUGUUACUCGAGAGAGGACUAAGUCCGGAGGAUGUCUCCCUUACCGAAAACAUUAUCACCUAUGCGGGGACUCGGCAACGUAAAGGGAGUUUUGACUUAUUUUCCGCCGUCAAACAGUCAGGUUUGCAAGCAGCAAAUCCUUCCGUCGCGAAUGCUACUAAUACUGUUGCAUCUCUUACCAAAAGGUUGGUAAAAGGUCGAAAGGGAGUUGAAAAUAUUUACACUCAACACGAACCCCUCAUUAUUGACGUCUUACGUGAUCUGAUCAGAGGACAAUUGAAAGAAUCCUCUUUUCCUAUUCUUGAAUGUGCUGAUGGCUUCAACAGUUGCCCACAAUCAUCAUCAUCAACCAAAAAUGUUAUUGUAUUUAUAAUUGGUGGAUCGACCUAUGAAGAGUCUUUUGCUGUGGAAAAAUUAAUGAAAUCGGCACCUGGGACUACAAUCCUUCUGGGAUCCACCUUCAUGCACAAUUCGGAGUCCUUCCUCAAAGAAGUUAGGGCAGCUAUUGCCAACCCAGACAGCGUCGAUGUAGACCCCGAGUCCUCGAAUAGAAACACGCGAGGAAACUUUCCAGUUACUCUGGGAUUUGCUAAAGCUCCCAAACACACGCAGUAUUCUCUAUUGCGUUGA